Messenger RNA from Brenthis ino (lesser marbled fritillary), 282 nucleotides. Lineage: Eukaryota; Metazoa; Arthropoda; Insecta; Lepidoptera; Nymphalidae. The record is from the annotation of a GenBank genome assembly.
AUGGUGCCACCAAAGAAGAACUAUUUGUUCCGUGCAAAGGAGGCUGAAAUUAACUUGUCAGAGCUUUGUAGAGCUCAUUUAUUAGAGCACAAAGGCGCCGAUCGCCGCGGCGAUCCCUUUGAUCCGACCGCCUGUAAUUACGGCGGCGGGCGGCGCGGGGGGCGUGGCCUAAACUUCAAAGAAACCGCCGCAACAACACAUCGGUGCUUGUUAUUGAUGUGCGAGCAAGAUGCAGCAUACGUGCUUACAUGUGAGGAAAAGAGAUUGAUACAUGUGUGCGUG